Messenger RNA from Tupaia belangeri chinensis (Chinese tree shrew), 1824 nucleotides. RefSeq names its product chromobox 4 (gene CBX4). Gene Ontology annotation, biological process: protein sumoylation; negative regulation of transcription by RNA polymerase II. The record is from RefSeq and is a predicted model, not a curated record. Gene Ontology annotation, molecular function: SUMO ligase activity; SUMO binding. Lineage: Eukaryota; Metazoa; Chordata; Mammalia; Scandentia; Tupaiidae. Gene Ontology annotation, cellular component: PRC1 complex.
AUAUAACACGUGGGAACCCGAGGAGAACAUCCUGGACCCCCGGCUGCUGAUCGCCUUCCAGAACAGGGAACGGCAGGAACAGCUGAUGGGAUAUCGGAAGGUGCCUACCUUUGCCCGUCGCUCCAAUGUCCUGACUGGACUCCAAGACUCCUCUGCUGACAACCGUGCCAAGCUGGAGCUGGGCACUCAGGGCAAGGGCCAGGGGCACCAGUACGAGCUCAACAGCAAGAAGCACCACCAAUACCAGCCGCACAGCAAGGAGCGGGCGGGCAAGCCCCCACCCCCGGGCAAGCCGGGCAAAUACUACUACCAACUCAACAGCAAGAAGCACCACCCGUACCAGCCCGACCCCAAGAUGUACGACCUGCAGUACCAGGCCGGCCACAAGGAGGCGCCCAGCCCCACCUGCCCGGACCUGGGGGCCAAGAGCCACCCGCCCGACAAGUGGGCCCACAGUGCGGGGGCCAAGGGCUACCUGGGAGCGGUGAAGCCCCUGGCCAGUGCGACCGGUGCUCCCGGCAAGGGCGCUGAGAAGGGCCCUCCCAACGGGCUGGCGCCUGCCCCCAAGGAGGCGGUGACGGGCAACGGGAUUGGGGGCAAGAUGAAGAUCGUCAAGAACAAGAACAAGAACGGCCGCAUCGUGAUCGUCAUGAGCAAGUACAUGGAGAACGGCAUGCAGGCCGUGAAGAUCAAGUCGGCCGAGGCGGCCGCGGGCGAGGCGCGCUCCCCCAGCCACAAGAAGCGGGCGGCCGAGGAGCGCCACCCCCCUGCUGACAGGACUUUUAAAAAGGCAGCGUCCCCCGAGGAGAAGAAGGUCGAAGUUGCCUCCAAGAGGAGGGAGGAGGCGCCGGGGGCCGGCGACCCUCAGCCCCAGGACACCGGCUCCCGGAAGCUCUCGCCGACCAAGGAGGCCUUCGGGGAGCAGCCUGCAGCGCAGGCCACGGCGGCGGAGAAGCCUCCGGCCGAGGCCCAGGACGAGCCCGCGGAGCCGCUGAGCGAGUUCAAGCCCUUCUUUGGGAAUAUAAUUAUCACCGACGUCACUGCGAACUGCCUCACUGUCACGUUUAAGGAGUACGUGACGGUGUAGCCCGAGGGCGCCGGAAGGGGAAGAGCCAUCGCCCCUCUCCCCUACUUCGGGAGCUCCUGCUGCCCCCGGGGCGGCGGGUGGGAGGUCGGAUCCUGGCGAAGGCACCGCCCCGCCCCACCCCGGCCCUUUCCACGUGGUGCCUGUGUGUCUGGCCCCCACCCGCCCCUUCUCCACGCGAGAGGAGAGCCGCCCCUCUGCUCCCACGUGGACCUCUGGAACGGACAGGGCAGCCUCGCGGCGGUCUCAGUCAUAGUAUUAUAUUUUAACCGUGCUAACUUGUCAGUGCUGACUCCGCCCCCGUUUGUACGUGGUGUUAUUAUUGAAAUGUAUUGUUUGAGCUCAGAAGGCCCGACCACCCCUUCGGGCUGCUAUAUAUAUAUUUAUUUGUAGGUAUUUAUAUAUUGAAAUAUAAAACCUAGAUUUAUGGAGUUUCCUCUAGAUCAUGUUAUAUUCUAUAUCAGACAAACUAUUUUCUGUUGACCUUUCUUCCCUGUCAUUCAGUAUUUCGGUUAUUUCAUUUCCUCCCCUCCUCCCGUUCCAGGAACCGCAAUACCAGUAACCUUGGUAUAUAUUUUUUGAUACUGUACACAUGGGUGUGUUGUUUCUAUGUGCAAAAAAAAAAAGUUUGUUAAAAGGCGAAAGCUCUAGAAACUGCUGCUACUAGAACUGUCUGAACUCUAAGCUUCCACUUAUUACCUGCUUGAAUGUAAAUAUUAAAUGGAGAUGUUGAAGGUGCA